Aspergillus aculeatinus CBS 121060 is the source of this 1511-nucleotide messenger RNA. RefSeq lists its product as uncharacterized. NCBI's taxonomy places the organism in Eukaryota, Fungi, Ascomycota, Eurotiomycetes, Eurotiales, Aspergillaceae. The record is from RefSeq and is a predicted model, not a curated record. The transcript is spliced from 7 exons. Bases 303 to 1511 code for a protein of 402 amino acids.
GGGCCAGAACUAUGGCCGCCCACCCUUCUUGGAUGAUGGGUUCUGGUCUGCCACCCGCGCUUGCCGGCUGCACGAGGCAUGCAAACGGUACUUUGUGCCGGGGCGUGGUGGCGGAGGGUGGCGGAGUGUCUGCACAAGGCUCGUCAGUCAAGACUCAAGGAACAGUUCCAUGAAGAUUGGGGGCCAGCUCCUCCAACUCAUGCUUGGAUUGAUUAUAAUAAGACUUCCACUGUCCGUUUCUCGCUGGAACACCACGUUUCCGCGCGCUUUCUUCGCAUCCAGCGCAAAUCGAUCAUUCGGCCAUGGACCUGUCGAAGAUUCCCAUGUCGCAACCCCCUCCGGGGCAGGUGACUAAUUUCGUGGACCCGGUGUCCAUCUCUUGGGCCGGGAGGCUGUCGAUUUGGUUGACUCUGCCAAUCAUGGUCAUUGCCUUUGUGCUCCGGGCCUAUGUCCGUCUGAAGACAAAGCAACUCGGGACUGACGACUAUCUUCUGGUUCUUGGCGCUGUCGGUGCUGCUUCAUUCUGUGGAACUCUCAUUCCGGUUUUCCUGAAGGAUGUAUGGGGACGUCAUGCAUGGGAUAUCCCCGUCUCCUCGAUCGUGCCGUGGUUCUUCAAGUACUCGGUGACGGCGGGGUGCCUGUACAACAUCAGCGCCAUGUUCACCAAGGUUUCGAUUCUCACGUUCUACCUCCGCAUCUUCUCGCCCUCUCGCCGCGCCCGGGCCCUCAUCUGGAGUGGCAUCGCCUUUGUUGUGGUGGGAUACACCACGCUAACCAUCUGUAUGCUGGCCUGGAUGGUGCCCCAUCGGGGGGACGGGGGCUGGGGAUCGACGGCCAACACCUCGCGGAUGAACGUCGCCUCGCGCCAACUCGACUUCACGCAGGGCAUUUUCAGUGUGGUCUCCGACUUCUACGUCAUGAUCAUCCCCACAGGCAUCAUCUUCCGCCUGAAUAUGAAGAACAAGAAGAAGCUGGGUGUGGCGUGUAUUUUCCUGAUCGGUUUCAUAUCGCUUGGCUGCUCCAUUGCCGGUACCGUCCUCCGCUAUCAUGCCAUGGUCUUCACGGUGGAAGACAACCGGUGGCUGUCCGUAAAAUUUGAAGCACUGUGUGUGGUCGAGCUCAACAUCGGCAUCCUCUGCGCCUGUGUCCCGGUGUUCUUCGUCGUGUUGCGCACCUGGCUGCAGCGAACCGAGUCGGGGUUCGUGUACCUCAAACAACGGCUGACGUUGUCACGGGCGAGCAAAUCCACGGUGGCCCUGAGCGACCCGGCGCAUAAGCCGGGCAUCUCCCUCGACAUUCCGACCGGCACCUUGUCAGGGCUGAGGUCGAUGUUCCGCAGACCGAAGCCGAUCGACCCGGAAGAAGGCAAAAUGGGGAUCCAGGUUUCGCAUUAUUAUGAGCUCCAGUCGGUAGAUGUCGACUACCAUGCGCAUCUCCGGGGCGAUUCCGCCAGCGGGAGGGACCCAUCGCUGAGGGGCGGCGUCAAGGGGGGGGUUCCGGGGGGUGCUUAG